Molecule: messenger RNA, 15801 nt
Organism: Xyrichtys novacula (pearly razorfish)
Lineage: Eukaryota; Metazoa; Chordata; Actinopteri; Labriformes; Labridae
Source: the annotation of a GenBank genome assembly
UUAUCAACCACCUGCUCCCCCUGACCGUCCUCUCUCUGUGAUUGGUCAGCACACACUCAUAUCUAUUCUCUGAUUGGUUGUAGUAACUCUAUCUGCUCUCUGAUUGGUCCGGACAUCCGUCGGUCAGACGGUUCGGGGUUAUUUGAGGCCAGCUGAUCGUUUCAGGUCAUUCAGUGAAACGUUACCUGAGAGAGGGACAUCAUGGCGGGACGGCAGCUUCUCCUCAGACUCCUGACAACAACAACCAGAGCAACCAGAGCAACUUCUCAGCUGAGGAGCAACCUGCUGGUUCGACAGUCACACCGAGCCCUGUCAUCAACAGCGAGAGGUGAGUUUAUGUGUUUUAAUGAGGGACACAGAUUAAUAACCUGACAGAGGAGAAACACAAACACUCUGAGGAGUUUAAUCAUCGAUCUGAGCAGUAAUUAAUCACCACUGACUAAUUAAUAACCGAGAAUAUUAUCGGAAUAUGAUCGGGAUAUUUAUAGUUUACUGCGCAGAUCGACGUCUGCAGACAGGACGUCCGUACAGUGACGUCAUGACGCUGUCUGCUGAUUAAAGUUUACAAAUAUUUAAUAUAAAAUAAUAUCAUGACUUACAGUAAGUAAAGUUUGCUGUAAGGUGGAAGAUUAGAGCUUAGAUCGACUUUGUGAUUUUUAAUCGGCUGAAAUGAAAAACCGAUUAAAUUAGUCAGUGAAGGUCAUCCGGACUCUGACACACACACACACACACACACACACACACACACACACACACACACACACACACACACACACACACACACACGGGGAGGGUGUUUCACUUUACUCUGACUUUGACUUUGUACAUGUCCUGAUUUAUAAAGUAACACAGAUUUAGUUUAAUCUGAUUUUAAUCUUGUAGAACUUUUAUAAUGAAACUGCUUCUAUUAAACACUCUGCAACCUAAAAGUACCAGGAACUUUUUGUACCAGGAAGUCAGAAUCAAAACAUGGAAACAGUGUCUGUGGGUAGUUGUCUGCAUUUCCACUUUGGGCCAAACCCCAGAAAUAUUUUGCUAAUUGCGACUACUCCAGUUACUCCAGUUCAGAUGUUCGGUUGAUUAAUAUGAAGGUAUUUCUGGUGUUAAAGGUUUGUGCGUCUGUAACAUCUAAUGUGUAGUCGUGUACAGUGAUUGUGUUUGUGUAUUAGUAAAUGUGAAAUCUGCACUUUAAGAGUUGCGUACUUGUAGAUUUUUUUUUUUUUUAAUUUCCACAAGUACAACCCAACAUUUACACAUUCAUAAAUCUUAAUUACAGGAGCACAAACCUUAUUUACAAAUCACAGAUUCAAACUCUGACACGCUCACAUAUUUGGUGUAAAACAUAUUUGUGCACCUGUAUGGAGGAAUGUGAAGUUGUGGACAAAUAUGAGCAGAUCUUCAUGUGAACUUGUGCAAAAAAUGUGACAUUUAUGUACAAUAAGCUUUCAGGAAAAUAGUUGUGUUGUUUUAAAACACAAACACAAAUCCAUAAUUACAACCGCUGGAAUCGGAUCACAGAUCGUGUUUCCCACAGCUACAAAUGGAGUCACUGAAUUCUUUGGUGUAAAAGGUGGUCACUGAUCUGAGAUUGACCAAUCAGAGGUGAUAGCAUUUCGUCUCUUUUGAAGAUCUAGCUUUCGUACCUCCAUCAGUCUACCUCUACUUCUCUCUUUUUCAGCUGAGUUGGUGCCCGUGUUUGUGAUGAAGCACCUGGUUUUAAUGUGAACAAAAUAAGAACAGUCUUCAAAACUAUUACGACAAUAAGGAGCCGAUCUUAGUCAAAAAAACGGUAGUAGUUUCCUAAUACUGGGAGUAACGCCUGAGGGUUUGAACAGGAGGUCAGAAAAAUAAAACAUCUUCAACAUCUUAUUGAGUCUAGAACCUUCAGAACCUCCUCAUAUAAUAUCUGGAUUCAAAAAGUCUGAGAUAUUUGUCAAAAGGAGCAGAUCAGAUUUUCACUCAGGCUUCAGAGAACCUCUUUUAAUGAAAGAUGGAAACUUGUGGAACCUUUUAUUGUUGCAAUGAGUUUAUGUAAGUGGUGUAAGAACUUCCUAUCUUUAUCAAAAUACUGUCAUCCUGCCUCUGACUAUAAUCUGUGCCUAUAAAUCUGUACUUUAGAGUGGACGUUGUUUAUUUGUGAUGAUUACUAUAAUUAUUCUCUUUGAUUUAAUUCAACAUUAUCUGUGGACGUUUGUAAAAAUUCACAUACAGCUGGAAAAAGGAAAAGAAAUGUGUUGUACUGAGAUGUUUAAACUGUAUUAUUGUUAAAAAUUUAAUAAAAAUUAACAAUAAAGAGAAACGGUUUCCAGAUAGACCAGUUUCUAAAAACAUAAAAGAUAUUAUAGAAAGUGUAAAAAAGGACCUGUUUUUAAUGCCACAUUAUUGUUUCCUGAUUAGACCAGUAUUCAAAUCAAUUAUAACAGAAAGUACCAGAACAUCUCUGUGUGUUCAGCGACCGGUGUUGAAUAUGUAAAUGUAGCUCCAGUUUUUAACAUAGACAAGUUUGUUUCCUGAUGAGACGAGCUCCUCAAACUAUUGAAGGACAUAAAAGUUUCCCAACAAAGGAAAGAUGUCAUAAAAUAGUCAUAAUUCCUCUGGAUCUAUAUUGUAGUGAAACAUGAGGACAUUAGGAGUCAAUCAGUAUCCCCUGACCCAACACAGUUCCCUGACUAGUUCCUGGUUUCUGGAGAAAGGACCGCUGAGUUUAAUCUGUUUUUAAUUUUCCAGGCAUACCGACUGAUGACGAGCAGGCGACCGGGCUGGAGCGCCGCACUCUGCAGGCGCUCAAACAGGGGAAGGUAAAAACGCGUUUAUCACCUAAUUAUAAUUCUGUUAUAAGUUAUGUAUCAUUUGUAUAAUAGAAAAGCUACAUUUUUAUGUAUAUGGAAAAUUAGUAAAUGUUAAAUAUUGAAUUUUGUUUUGUAUGAUGUUCUUUAUAAAUUGAGUUUGAAUUGUCCCUGUGCAGGACCCGUACAGCAUCCUGAAGCCAAAGGAGUACGCAGGAACCAAAGAGGACCCUCACAUCGUCCCGUGUAUCGGGACCAAGCGUCUGGUUGGCUGUCUCUGUGAGUAGACGAACACCUGUAACUCACCUGAUCUAUGAGUCAAUGGUGACAUCACACAGCAGGUAACCACGGUAACCCCUCUGUGCACAGGUGAGGAAGACAACACCGCCAUCGUCUGGUUCUGGCUCCAUGAAGGAGACGCUCAGCGCUGUCCGUCCUGUGGGUCGCACUAUAAACUGAUCCAUCACGAGCUGCCGCACUGAGACACACACAUGUGCACACACACACACACAUGCACAUGCACAUACACAGACUGCUCAUACUGCCCUCUAUUGGCCGUAAACUGUAAAGUCAGUCACUUCUGUCAUUAAACAUACCUGAAAGUGUCUCUCUGGAGUUUCUAUUUGUGUCGUUUAAAUUUGACUCCGAGAUAUUUUUUCUUUUUAUUGAUAAAUCUGAAAAAAAAUAAAAUAAUGAAACAAAAAGAAGAAAAAUAAACUGAAGAGGAGGUUUAAUCUGCUCCUGUUUAGCGUGCGUUCAAAAAAUCCAACAUUCUACAACCCAGCACUCCAGAACAGAGAACAUUCGGGAACUCUAGAUUUCCAGAACACUGCUGGAAUUCUGGAAUUCAGCGUUCUAGAACCCAGAAUUUCAAAAUACAACAUUAAGAACCCAGCAUUUCCUAAUUCUGCAUCCCUAAUCCAAAAAUAUAUAUGCUGCGUUCGAGUUACCGAAGUCAGAUGCUUGAGCUGAAAAUUAUGUCACACCCGGAAAAAGCAGAAUCGGAGGCCCGAAACAAGAUGGCUUCAUCUAGGCAAGUUAUUUUAGUGCUUGCCUUAUAUUCGAACAUCUGAGAACAGGUUGGUGUUUGGUUGAAUUUGCUCUUUAUAGAAAAAUCUAUAUUUGAGUCAAUCUGGUCUGGAUCUCUCGUAGUUCUUGUGUCUAUUUGAGGUUCACAGUCUCAUCCUGGAUCAGUCCUUCUUACUUUUACCUCACCGUCUGACAUUAUAAAAAUGAAAUGUUCAUCAGUGUUGGUAACACUCCUGACUUAAACUCCUAAUGAUCCGAACUAAAGGAGUGUGACAGCAGGACAGUUUCAUCCCCACAGUAACUCUUUAUUUCAGCAUCUGCUCUCUCUCUCUCUCUCUCGGUUUUAUUGUUAUAUUUAAGGCUUACAGCUGAGGAAUGAAAGGUUUCACACAGCUCUCAGUUUAAAGUCAAACAGAAAUAAAAACCCACAGGAUGAAAACGUUACAAACUCCUAUAAAACAUGAAGACACCUGCAGGAACUGAGCAUGAGCUGAGGCUGAAAAUGAGACGUUCGGGUCAGUCCACUCACCUCCACUCUGUGUCUUCACCUUAUUUUAAUAUUUCUAACUUAUUUAAUCAACAUUUACAGAUUGAUUAUGACUAAGGUUUUAUAAAUAACCUUUUUCACCGUCUCAUCUUCAGCUUCAGUGGAGUAACAGAGCUGCAGGUGACUCUGUUUACAGGUGUUCAUGUCACCAUUUUCAGACUGCUUUUCACCUUUAUCACCAUCAUCAUCAUCAUCAACAAAGUUUCACCUGAUGAAGAACAGCAGAUCACACCUGUCCUCUCUGUGGAUUGGUUCUAGUAGCAUCUGAAAUACUGACAUGGCAUCAACAAGCUUUAAACCCAUCACCACUCUGAUCGUCUGGACCCUCCUCCUCGUCCUCGUCCUCGUCUUCCUCGUCCGGACACAGACCGGGUUCUGUCCCGGUCUGAGUCCCUGGAGUGUUUCUUCUAACAGUAAAGUUCUCAGGCCAGGUUGAAGCCCUGAUUGUGAUCGAUAGCCUGUAAGAGUUUCUCUCUCAGAGUUUCGGCGCUCGUGUACUUGGGCAGGUCGAGCAGGUUGAAGCAGGUGUGAGCGACAGGUAAGUAGUGUUCCCCUCCCCCCGUGGGCUGAAUCACCAGCUUCAGACUCUUCAUACCCAGGAUGGGGAUCCGGUCCGAUCCUGUGAGGAACACUGAGACAGCAGACACACACCACGUCCCUCAGAUAAAUGUCAAACGUUAACAGUCUGUGGAUAUAAAUCCAGUGAAAUAAAGGCUGAAACGUGUAAAUGAGGCUCUUACGCAGAAACUGUUUCUUCUUCUCUAAAGGAAGCUGAUGAAAAACCUCCCAGAAGAGUUUGAUGGUGUGAUGAUCGGCCCAGUACUCUCCUUUAUACUCGGUGCUCUGUGGACAGACACACAUGAGUUUAAUCAGAUUAAAUUUAAACUUUAUUCUGGAUUACAGAGUCUGACCAUCAGAAUAACUGAGGCUCUAUAAAACCUGACCUUCUGCAGCUCCGUCCAGUCGUAGUUGGUGUUUCCGAUCACCAUGGCCUGAAGUUCGUUGGGCUGGAAAAGAUCCAGAACUUUCCCUCCACACACUUUAUGAAAGCCGGCGUAGAAACAUUCAAAGAGCGGAGCGAUCGACGCGUUGAAGACGUAAUCGACGUACGCGUUCACAAAAUCCUGCCUGUAGGAAAAAGACGUCAAAAUCAAAGAUCAGGAGUCAGAGACGAAAGAGACGAAGAUGAUUCAAUGAGAUUAAAAAAGGAAGAAUUACAGGUUACUGUUUAGAGAUAAUAAAAAGUUAUAAAAAUCAGAUUAAAUGGUCGAAGAAUUUUUAGUUUUUUUAUCAGGUGUAAAUGAGCUGCCACAACAAAAACAUCAGAAAACAGAAAAACAAACACCAUCUCUGUGAGGAUUUGAAAUAAAGACACAGUCAGCAACGUUUCUAAACAGACUUUCUGCUGCAAAGAAAAUAUUUCCCUAAAGUUUCUAUAAACAUUUACUUAUUUACCUGUUGGGAUCUUACCUGUUGGAUUUGUUGACGUUGAUGUUGUCGCCGUUUGGAACGAGCUCCAGCACCUCUGUGGCCCCGUAGUUUUCCUCUGUAAUCUGACGAACACGGAUCAGAGUUCAGUAAAGUGACUCUCAGUUUUAAUCUGGAGCAGUUUGGAGGUUUCAGGAUCUUCUUACCGUGAAGUUCAGACAGAAAGUGUCCUCCAGGUCGUCCUCGGUGUAGUCCAGCAGCUGCUGCAGACUCCUGUUUGAAUCCACACAGACUCAUAUUUAAUCAACUCUGUUUGUUCAUUUAAUCUGUUUUAAUCCAACUUUAAUCUGCAGUUUAAAAACACUCCUGAACAGGUGAGUGACCUCUGACCUCCCUACGUCGGGCAUCAGCUCCUUCAGGUCAUCCAUGUUGGGUUUCUUCUUCAGCAGCUUUUUGUAAAGAGCCACAGGGAAGUUCAGCUCCACGAUAGUCAGAUUAUAGAUGGCCAGACCGCAGAUUACCCCGAUCAGAUUAAACAGGUCGAUGUCUUCAAACGUCUGGAGGAAGGGUCAUGUGACAGGAAACACAACAUGUGAUCAAUAAUAAUUAUAAUUAUAAUUACAAUCAAUAUUAGACAAGAAUAUUAAAAACAAACAUCAUUGUAAUCUGUGUUAAUCUGUAAUAAUCUGUUAUUUAUAAUUCAAAACAGAUUCACUGGAUAAAUACAGCAUGUUAAUCUGUGUUAAUCUGUUGUAAUCUGUGGUAAAUAUUCCUAAAUAAAGAGAAAUAUUGAAAUUUACUGCAUGGAAAUUGGUGGUAAUCUGAAAUAAUCUGCAUUAAUUAUUGCUGUAUAACAGAAAAACUGAGAGCUCACUGUGAAAUUAUCUGUUACUUUGUCUAAAAUUAUGUUUAACAUCUUUCAUUAUACUAAUUAGCAGCAUGAUAAUCCAUGUUAAUCUGUGAUAAUCUGAGUCAGCAUUUAAAUGUUGUAUCACUGAUGGUAUAGAGCACGGUAAUCCAUGUUAAUCUGUGAUAAUCCCAGCAGUCAUUCAUAUUAAAACCCAGAUUUGAGUGUUUUAAUCUCGAUUAUCAGUUGCAGAUUAUGUCGUUUUUACACUUUGAUGAAGCGGCACGGAUUAUUGGUGAUCACCUUGUUAGAGAACCAGAUGAGCCUCGAGUCGUCAUGGUAACGAAACAUCCCGUACUUGGGGUCCAGGAGCUCCUUCAUGAUCAACAGGAAGAACUCUUUCCUCACCCCGCCUGCAUCCACGGCCUCCUCCCCCACAAAAAUCACCUGGGAGGAUCAGAUUACAGAUUAGGAGACUUCAAUCCACAGUGAUCAGCAUCUGAUCAGGUAUUUAUCAGCUGUUUAUUGAUCCACUCAGCUGCAGCCUCAUCACAGUUAGAGGAUUAAAGCGGGUUGUACCUUUAAGGGUUUCUUGUAGUCCACGUUCUUGGACUUCCUGAGGACCUCCAUCGUGUCUCCUACGAUAUUUUCUCUCCGGACGAUCAGGAUGAGACACGGAUUCACCGACUCCACCGCCGGCAGGAACAUGGAGCUGAAGUUCUGCAUCUGAGCCUGAUCCACCGCCAUCUUCACGACACAAAAUCACGUUAAAUCAUAAAUACAGUCUGACGCCGUUCUGUGUCCUUCACUCUGAUUGGUUACCUGCAUCUGGAUCACCGCGUCAGUCUGCAGCAGCGUCGUCUUCGCCUGAGCGUCAAAGACAAACGGAAACCUGCAGAGAGUGAACACGCCGUCCUGACCCUGAGACACAGACAGAAAUAAUCGAUCCAGAGGACAUGAUCAAUCCUUUUGUUUUAAUCCAUUAGAUCAAAUCAGAGUGAAGGAGCGAACGACGGAUCAACCCACCAUGGGGUACAUCUGCCUCUGGACCCAGCUCACGUAGUCGUUCCUGAUGUCCACCAGCUCGUCCAACUCGUGGAUGUAGAAUUUAUCGUACUGAAUGAUGUGACCCGCCCGCUCGCUCACCUGCGGAGCACAAAAACCUGAUGGUUAUAAAAAACAAAAGUCAUCAUAUGAUCCACGUCACAGCCUCAGAUCCUCAGGUGGAGACCUGCUGGUCUGUCUUCAUACGAGUCGACUACGGACAGGUUUUUACUGUCAGAGCUCCUGGACUUAAAGGGAUAUUCCGGCUGUUCUGAGCAUUAUUUGUGGCGUUUUGGUUGAGGUUUGUUUAUGGCUCCUCAGACCGCUGUGUAUUUCUAUCCUGUGGUCGUUACUAAAGUUGGUAUAACUAGAGAAGCAAGCGGUCGGCAACAUUCAUCUCUGGAGGGGGGGUCUGACUCGGUAUUACGGUGGGUUUGACCCUAAAUUAAUUUCACGUAGGAAUAUCCCUUUAAGAAGGACCAGUCUGAAGAGAGUCAGGGACGUCUUUAAAAAACUCACCUUCAGAGAUUUCCCUCUCUGUGAUAUUGUCGUUUACUCUUUCCUUUCUUCUGACUCCUUUUAUCCUUUUUUCAUUUCUAUCUAAUCUUGUUUUGUGUGAUGUUCCCUCUCUUUUAAUCUUCUUUCUUUUCGCUGCUCUGUCUGUUUCACUGCUGUUAUAGAUCUCAAAGAAAUUAAACGACUUAUUUUACCUCCUUUAAUUGUCUCAUUGUAUUUAUUUCUCUAAGUCCUAACCUGCUUUUGUUGCGCUACUUCUUUUGAGACUAUUGUUUUUAUCUCUCUAAGUGUUUUAAUUUCCUCCUAUCUUAUUUAUCUUCCUUUCUGCUUUUAUUCUUAUUAUAUACUCUGUUUCUUGUCGGUCUUUGAGGUUGUGAACUUGUUUGGGGUUCCUUCUCUCUCCUCUCUGUUUAAAGACUGAAUCCUGAUUUUUACAUCAAACAUGAAGUGAUAAAUGCGAUAUACGGUGACAGCCCUUGUCUGUCAUUUUAUCUCCUCUCACGGUGUGCAGGAUCUCCAGCAGGCGCAGCGACGUGUCGAGGAAACAGGUGAAGAUCCUCUGCUCUGCUGAAGGAAUCCCCACUUUAUGCAUCUGCAGCAGGUAAACCACCACCUCCUUAUACAUCUCCACCAGGUGCUGGAAGAACUGGGACUCCAGUUUGGACCACCAGUUUCCUGCAGAGACAAACAAAGUGAAAACCAUGCAGAGAAGACAAACUGAACUGAGACUAACGUCAUGGAAAACGGAUCCUCCGCCGUACCGAGCACCUUCAGAGGAGGCUCUUUGAGGCUGAUCACCGAUUUGGCGAAGGGGAUGGUGAUGGUGACGUAGUUGUUCCUUUCUCUGAAGAGCGGACACUCAGGCAGCGUGACGAAGAGUCUCAGAGCUUCAACAUCUGGAGGAGAAGAACUCAACCUGGGAAUCAGGUUCUUCUCCAGACUGGCAGCAAUCUGACCAACAGACAGAACAAACCCGAGCGUUAGAGAGAGGAUUCAGGAAAUCUUGAAUCCUUUCACUAAAAAAAUUUAUAUUAAUGUGAUAAUAAUUAAAAUUUCACAGCAAAUAGAAAACAUCAGAGAUCCUGUUUGUUUACAGUUGAGAAGAAAAAUGAGAGUUAAUAAUAAAUGAAUAUGAAUAACACAUGGGGGGGUGUUAGUGCGUGACCUCUGACCUGCUGACUGAUCUCUGGGUGGUCAGGUGUGAUCAACCUGUGAAACAGGAGGCGAGCCGUGUUCAUGUCCACACCUGAACACUUACUGCUGGUGCUGAAGUGAUCGAGAUUACUGAGGAGGAAAAAAACACAAAUAGAAAAAGAGAGUUAAAGCGAGUUUGUCCAGAUUAUUACAGAUUAUACAACAUUUAAAAUCUGUAUUCAUAGACAGAAACACGCCGAGGUGAAGUGGAGUUAGUUUGUCUGCAGGAGGCUGUUAGACACUGAUUUUAAAUAAAAGUCUAAAAUACAUGAUAAAAGUGUUUCAUCAAUAUUUGAUCACCUGACUGAAAGAAAAGAGCCGUUGAGGCAGCUGGCUGAUGAGAAGACGAGGUCGAUUUCACUGGAGGAAGAAGCAAAAACAGGUUUUCAUCGUCUUCAGAGCGAUAAGCUGAUCAGAUAUUAAAAAUACGUAUUAGACGAUCAAUAAUGAGGCAGAUUUACGUGGAAACUUCUGCAGGGAGUCGUCCAGGCGAAUGGUCCAACCAUCUCUGAAUGAUCUCCUCAGUCAGACGACAGAGUUUCCUGUCCAGGUCUACGAUCACUGCCCCGUUAAAAUUCUGAGAAAAACAACAAAAUCAAUAAAAAUCAGCUGAUAACAAAGAAAAAAAAAAAAAGGCUGCAAAUAUAUAAACAUUAUCUUCCUGUUAGAAAUCUGAAAACAUGCAGAAAACUUUUCACAGAGAAUAUUUUACAUUGUUUGUGCGGAAGUGAGCGAAGCUUUGGUCUCCUCCGGCGUAAAUCCUCCUGACACAGCAGAGCGGACCUGAAUCUGAAGAAAAACAAAGACGUUAAAGUCCGGACGAAAAAUCAAAGAUAUAAAAAUCUGAACAAGUUAAAAAGAAAAAGAAUCUGAAGAAAUUAAAGCAAUUAUAAAAAUUUAAUCAAAAUUUAAAAAGUGUUUUUCAGACUAAGAGUUGGAGUUUUUAUUGAGGUUAUUUUUGAGCGUUUUAAUAAGUUUAUUAUUGUUUUUUAUUUGUUUUACUGUCUUUCCACUUGUGCUGCUGUGCGUUGAGAAAACAGCAGGUCGUCUUUUUCUGUACGUGGAUAAAUGAGAAAAAGGAAAAGUUAUAUACAUUUUGAAUCUAGAAUCAUGAAAUAAAAACUUUAACAAAAAGAAGAAAUUAAAAUGGGGCCAAAAAAAAAUAAAGGAAGGAAAUUCUGGCAAAUAAAAAAAUAAGAAAGAAAAAUCCGACCAAAAACUAAGGCAGAGAAUUAUUAACCACAGUCGAUAUUAAACACUGAAUAAAAAAGAGAGGGAGUCCAUAAAAUUAAUAAAAGAAAACUCUGAUUAAAAAUAAAAACAGUGGACAAAAAAUAUUUGUUUGUUUUUUUAAGUGUUUUAAAUGUUUUUAUUGAUUUAAUUUUUAGACUUUUGCUGGAUUAGAUUUUUUUUUUUUUUUUUUUGUAAAUUGAAACGAUAAUUAAAAUAAAACCGUUCAUAUGACCGUCCUAAAAAUUUAAUUUUAAACCUCCUAAAUUUUCUGUUUCUGUCGAGUUUUUAUGAUUUACUGAUCGUGUCUUUUCUCGGGACAUUUGUAGUACGGUCAUUAAAGAAUUACAUCUGUUUGUUUUUUUUCGGACUCACCGUUAAUUAAAGUCUCUCCUGAGUCCGUGGACACCCACGGCCCUUUGACGGGGGCGGGGCUUUUCCUGUUACAGGUGGAGCGAGUGCCGAGCUGCCCGUUCCCGCCGAGUCCGAACGAGUCCAUCUUUCCUGAAGACGGCGUGAAGGCUAACGUGUGCUGCCUUCAGAUUCACAGGAAACUAAAUUUAAUCUUUUCCCUUUAAUAAUAUUACUUUAAAAAAACAAACUCAUGACGUCAGUGUCGGGAAAGUUUACCUUCCACAUGAAAUCUGUGUGACUACAUUUCCCAUGAGCUCAAACACCUUCCUGGGGUUGAUCUCAUGGUUGGUCGUGUUGUGUCCCAGCUGUCCGUAUCCUCCCGCCCCGAAUGUAAACACGCCUCCUUCCUGUGAGACAGCAGAGCGCGUUAAUAUGUUGGUAUACCAGUUUGUUAGCAUGUUGUUUGUGGUCAUGAUAUAAAUUUACAAUCAGAAAUAAAACAAAAAGGUUUUAUCCUCGACUAAAACUGAAACCUAAAGAAGCAAAGUGAGGCGUUUUAUUCAGUUAAUUUAUUCUUAUCAGAUAAAGUCGGACAUAAAACCAAAUAUUCAAUAACCUCCUCUGUCACAAUAAAGACUGAAUGUUUGACCUUAGUGAGUGCUGCGGUGUGAUCCUCUCCACAGGAGAUAAAAAUCACCCUCUGAGACCUGAGCGACUUCAGCAGAGUCGGAAAACAAUGAUCUGAAAGAUUUUAAAAAGACCGUUUCAGAAUAAAAUUCAGUAAAAAAAACUGUUCAUCCAAAAUAAAAAACAGUGAAAAUAAAGCUCUGUGGUACAGGUUUAAUAGUGAGUGUUGAUUUUUAUAAUAAUUAAAAUGUUAUUAAUUUAUACUGUUACUCUAACUCUAGAAAAUCAUGUUUUAAAACAGUUAUUUUAUAUGAUGAUGUUCAGUCUCAGUAUCUCUAUGUGAAAAAAUAACCUGACUUUAUUUAAUGUUAUUAACAUGUUAUAAACGUGAUGAUUUGUGACCUUGCGCCCUCCUCUAUUGUAGAUAAUGUUUGAGGUUUGGUCUCACUCUUAGUGAUCUGAAAUAGUGUCUAAAACCUGAAUAACGUGGAUCGUGUCAGAAGUCUGACUCUGGUUUUUGAUAUUUUAGUUUGACUCAGUUUCCGGUUUAAACUCUCACCGUUUCGGUCAUUGAGUCCCAGCUGUCCAAACUUAUUCCGUCCCCAUCCAAACACCGCCCCCGACAGCGUGAGGGCGAAGCUGUGAGCGCCCCCUGCUGAUAUCUGAGUAAAAGGAACACCCUGUAGAGACUGAAUGAUCUGAGGAGAACAAAUACUCUGUCCGUUUAUCCCCAAACCGAGCUGUCCGUAUCGAUUCUGACCCCACGAGAAAAUCUGACCUCCUGCACCGAGAAACACGAGAAUGUCAUAAACUGGAUUCAUACAGAGACGUCAAAAUAAUGCACCAAUGUGAGCAUGAGUGUUCAUGUGUUCAUCACCUCUGGAGAGAGCCAGGGAGUGCCAGUACCCGCAGGCUACCUGAGCGACCUGAACGUCCGACAGAGUCUUUAUAUUUCUGCAGUUUCACAGGGAGACAGGAAGUUCAGGUGAGUUCACAGAAACAGACGUUUGAACCUUCAAGUAUAUCAGUGUUAGAGGAGCGGGGCUGGACUCACCGAGGCACACGAACACAUUCAUCAAAGUUAUUGAGGCCCAGCUGACCGUCUGAGCCCAAACCCCACGAGAACACCUGACCUUUAUCGUUCACGGCGAGCGUGUGAGACUGACCGCACGCCAACGCCAUGAUGAUCUGAGCAUCCAGAGCCACGACCUGCUCUGAGGGACACGAAGAAACACCUUUAGAUGAUGAAGAUGAUGAUGAGAGCGGACACUGAUAACUCAGAAACUGCAUCGACGUCUCACCUGGUUUCUUCCUGGACUUGUCGUGGCCCAGCUGUCCCAGGUCGUUGCAGCCGCAGGUGUAAACGGUCCCAUCCUCCAGCAGGAAGGCCGUGUGUCUGUGACCGCAGCCGACGUCACGCACACACUUCCCGUCGAAGAACUCACACCUCCGAGGUUCGACGACGAUCUCCUCGUCGAUCCCCCCCAGACCCAGCUGACCGUACGAAGCGUUCCCCCAGCACAGCAUGUUAGCCUGCUGCUAACAGACCCAGAUCCAGGUCCUCCCCUCUGGAUCUGAAAAAACAGGAGACACAUCAGGGUCUGGACUCCAUUUUAAAGACUCGAACAGAGAGGAGAGAAUACAUUUUAUUUGUGCAAAAGUUUAAAUGGUUAUUUUAAAAGUUCAAUCAGGAACUUUUGGUUUUUCUCAUUCUUGGCACCCCCCUGUGGACAAAAUAGUCUUUGAUUGUUUUGGUUUUGUUUCACAAUUUUUGAUAAAACAUCUUAUCCUGCUGCCUUGGACAAACAAACACAUCAUCCAUUAAAAAUAAUUUAUGUACAAAUUUAAAAACAGGCGUUUGUCUCUGACUGUGAGGCCGACAUCUACCCCCUCACACCGAUUUCAGGUUGUAAAAAUCUUCAGUCAUGUCUCUGAUGGUCUUUUUUGCUUUUGGACCCUUCAGUCGUAGUUUUGAAAUGUAUAUAAAUAAAUAUAUCAGUAUUGAAUAUGGCAAGUUAGAGGUGAAGUUGACUUUACUGUCUGAUGGUUGCUUUAAAACCUGCUUUCCUUCAACAAAAAGGCCACUGGGGUUUAGGUUCGCUUGCAUCUGUGACACGUUCAAUUAUCAGUCCAGUUUGAGUGUUAAAAAAGUAAUUUGAUGUUCAAAAAAGUAAAGAAAACACGCUGAUCCAGGUUCAAAACCUUUGCCGUCAAAUGAAAUAGUGAUAUAAUGACAUGAGGUUAAAACAGGAUGAGAGAAACGGUGAAAAACGGUCAACGGAAAAUUAUCAGAGCUUUACAAAAACCAAUGUCUGACUACACCGGUGAGAUUUAAAUAACCAGCCAAACAUCCCAAAACCACACCCCUCAGUGUUGAUCCCUGGAAGUGACGUACCUAUUAGAAAUAAAACUUUCAACAAAUAUAUUUUGGCUCCUACAACUGGACGACUGGACGACUGGGAGCGGCUCGACUAAACAGUCUGACUGCAGCAGGAAGGAAGGACUCUCGGUAUCUCUCUGUCACACACACUGUGGGCGAAGCAGCCUGUCACUGAAGCUGUGAACUGCUGUAACAGCACUCUGUAGGGGCUGGGAAACACUGACGAUAGCUUGGCCAUCAUCCUCCUGUCCCCCACCACUUCUACAGGGUCCAGAGAGCGGCCCAGGACAGAGCUAACCUUCGUCACCACUUUGUUCAGUAGUAGGACUGAAGCUACUACAUCACAAAUAAUGCUCAGAACAGCACCUAACUUCAUAGUACUAGCCACCAAACACAACUCACCUACUCUCUUCCAGCAGCCGCUUGUUUAUAGCAAGACCUCAGGCCAGUCCAUUACAGACUACAGCGGGGUGCCGCAGCUCAAGGAAGAACAUUUAUGAUCAUUUCUUUAUGGAAAUACAAUCAGACCAAGACGUUAAGGAAGAAGAACUACUGCGUCUGUAAAAUGACCAAUAUGUUGAUUAUUACUUCAAGGAAAUGAUAAAGAAAUUUGUGGCUAUAGAGUGGCGUUUUGGUUGAGGUUUGUUUAUGGCUCCUCAGACUGCUGUGUAUUUCUAUCCUGCAGUCGUUACUAAAGUUGGUAUAACUAGAGAAGCAAGCGGUCGGCAACAUUCAUCUCUGGAGGGGGGGUCUAACUCAGUGUUACGGUGUGUUUGACCCUAAAUUAAUUUUACGUUGGAAUAUCCCUUUAAUGACGAUCACAGGAACAGCCCGCAGUGUCCACACUCAGCAGUGAGGUGGAUUUAUUGAACAUAUAUUACCCUGAGUUUGUUUGGGGAGCUCAGAUAUCAGAGUUAAUGGAGAGUGAAAGAAAACUACUCUGAAACAAGAGGCUAAAUGAAAAAGACAUCGACCAAACCGAAGAAAACACACACAAAUGAUGAUGUGAAACUCAGUCAUAAAUGAUAACUCUUAGUCAGAUAUCAUUUAUAACUGAAGCAGGAUAAUCUUCACACUCACAGCUCUGUUCAAAGUUCAGUUUAAUGGAGGAUUUUAGGACGUCACUGUCAAUUAUUAUGUUCAGUUUGAUAUGACAUGAAAGUAAACUUAGACUACAGGUACCACUGACAUUCUUCCAUCUGUUUAAACUGAAGAUUUAAGUCACAAGAUUCACAUAAACUCUAAUUUAAAGUCAAUAAAAUCACCUACAGUAAAGUAAAAAGGGUCAGUCCAUAUAGUCCAGUAAUGUACAGGACAAUGGUGAGCUAAGCCGGUCUUAGGGGUCCAAACUCACCCUGUCAGGGUUCUGUUCUGCAUAAAAACGCGCUCCCUAUACAAACCUGAUUAUCUUAUUAUCCAAAAUGUAGGAGAUUGUAGUUAGCAAAGAAUGCUAACGAUUGAAUCAAACAUGUUAGAUACAGCAGUCACCAUGAGCUGGUAUCUACAGGCUGGUCUAACCGUAUUAACGUUAGUUAGAGAUCAGUGUAAUUAAAAUAAUAUUCGUUAUAUUUUCUCUGUAAUAUUGAAGAGAAAGAGGUGUAACUCAAACUAACGUAUCUGCACAGUUAAUACCUGAACUUAACUACUUCGUCUGAGCUGAUAACAGAUGAACUGUUCGGAUAAAUCUUACCCAGACUGUCUCAGAGUUUGCUGAUCUGCUCCGACGUUUAAAAAAGAAUAAAUCAGUCAAUUAUUUUCUGUUUUUAAGGAAAAACCUGCAGCUCGUAGUUCACUUCAGGCCCCCGUACAGUCAACAACU